AUGUCCGUCUCCCCGCCGUCAGACGUGUAUGUGAAAAACACGGAUGGACAAAUGGACUCUGCAAUGGAAACGGGCGAGUGUUCGGCCACAGAGAAUGGAGGACAACACGAAAAGACAGAAGUACUCAAAACUGAACCAGAAACAGAGGACACUUUUAAAAAGCCGGCUCUUUUCGCAGCGCCCUCCCUCACCAGCAAACGCAGUAACGUCUCUGCUCCGUCCAAACCAACAGCAGCCGACAAUAAACAUGCGACAGAAAACAACGGAGCUCAAGUUGUGGACACUACUCACGAGAACUCUUCAGGUCAAGUAAACGAGGACAAAACCACAGAAAAGGACCAAGAAGAGCACGAGAAAGGCGUUAAAACCAAGAAUGCGGCUCCUGUCAAACCCAAGCCAGAAGCCAAACCCCGGGUGCUCCCCGCUAAAGGGCCCCCGGCUGGUAAAUUCCCCCCUGUCCCAUACACAGAGCCACCCUGGGGUGGCACCGGUUCUGAUGUCCCAUAUGCUCUGGAAAUCCUUAAAAACGGCACCAUAGUGGACACGGUGCCCCUCACACAGAAAAGUUACUUCGUGGUCGGACGUUUACCUGUGUGUGACGUCUCUUUGGAGCACCCGUCCAUCUCCAGGUAUCAUGCGGUGAUCCAGUACCGCAGAGAGGCUGGAGAGGGGGGCUCUGUCGGAGAGGAGAGGGGCUUUUACAUCCACGACCUGGGCAGCACACACGGCACUGUGGUGAACAAGAACAAGAUCCCCCCGAAAACCUACAUCAGGCUCCGCGUGGGACAUGUGUUAAAGUUUGGUGGGAGCACGAGGCUUUUUAUUCUGCAGGGUCCUGAGUUUGAUGAGGAAGAGGAGUCUGAGCUCACAGUGACCGAGCUGAGGGAGAAAGCCCGAAAACAGAAGGAAGAGCUGGAAAAGAGGAUGAUGGGAGACGACUCCGAUGAUGACGAGGAGGAGGAGAAGGAGGAAGACACACAAAACAAAGGCCAAAGCAAACCUUCAAAUGAAGACUCGGGCUGUUCCUGGGGAAUGGCUGAGGAGGCGGUUCCAGAAGAAGAUGAGAACGAGGAAAACCCUUUCUCAACCGAGUUCCACGAAGACCAGGAAGCUGCCUACCUGAAAGACCCAAAGAAGGCUUUGCAGGGCUUCUAUGACAGAGAGGGAGAGGAGCUGGAGUUUGAGUAUGAAGACAAAAGCCAUGGCAGCUGGCUCUGCAGAAUAAAGCUUCCGGUGGACGACGCUGUGGGCCGGCAGCUGGUUGCUGAGGUGACCCACACAGGGAAGAAGAAAGAAGCGGCCAUCCAGUGCUGCCUGGAGGCCUGUCGAAUGCUGGAAGCCAGAGGGCUGCUGCGCCAGGAAGCAGUGUCCCGUAAGCGUAAGAAGAAGAACUGGGAGGAUGAGGAUUACUACGACAGUGACGACGACACCUUCCUGGAUCGAACUGGCACAGUGGAGAGGAAGAGGCAGGAGAGAAUGAAAAAGGCGGGCAAGGUUGAGGAGCGGCCUGAGACCUAUGAGUCACUGGUGGCCAAACUGGCCGAGGUGGAGAAGGAGCUGGCAGAGACUCAGAAAAAGCUCAGUGGUGUUAAAGGGGACGCCUCCGGCUCCUCCACUGAGGACCCGCUGGAUGCUUUCAUGACUGCGGUGCGAAGUGAGGCAGCGAUGGACGCUGUGGAGCGCAGGAAGCUUCACGUGCACGUGGCAGAUUUACGCAAAGAUGCUCAGAGGCUCCGCAAACUGGUGGAACUCACACGGCCCGCACAGAUGCCCUCACUGCAGCCGAGUGGUAGCUCAGAGUCAGAGAAACCUAAGAAAGUCUUGCCGCUGUUUGGAGCCAUGAAGGGAGGAAGCAAAUACAAACUGAAGACCGGCACCAUUGGGAGGUUGCCUCCAAAGCGCCCCAACUUACCCGCAGAGCUUUUCAACAUGAAAGAACUUCCACCCAGUGGAGAAGAGGAGGAAGAGGAGGAAGAGGAGGAGGAGGCAGAGAAAAAUGAGGAUAAAGAGUGUGAAACUGUUACUGAGACUAUUGUUGACUCAGCAGAGUCCAGUACAUCCAUGUCUCAAGAAAGCGCUCCCUCGGGGCAGAAAAGACAGCCGCCAGCACAGAUCCAAGAGCCAAGAGAGCAAAGCCACAAACAGAGGGGAGGUGAGCAGUCUGCUGGAGCGGUGGAGCAGGUUCCUAAACAGAGAAGCAACAAGGCCCCAUCGAGUCCAGAGGCCAAAGCAGGAGGCGACAGAGAGCCAGCAGCAGAACCCAGCCCCAGAAAGAAGGAGAAGAAGAAAGUGAUUGGCCCCAGCAGGCCACCAGCGCAGCUCUCAGGACAGUACCCAGAGGACGACCCAGAUUAUUGUGUGUGGGUGCCUCCUACAGGUCAGACCGGAGAUGGACGCACACACCUCAACGACAAGUACGGCUACUGAGGGAAAACAGAAGAGAGAGAGCUCUUGUGUCUCUCCUCCACCAGCUUUUAUACUGCAGAUAAUACCUGCAACACAAAGCCUCCAGUCUCCUUAGCUCUGACCAUUUUAACCCUCUCUACUCAUCCCAGUCCCUGUGUGUGGCACAGACCAGGGGCUCGCAGAGGAAUAACGCUGCACCUUUCAACAUCUUUUGGGGGAUAUUUACAUUCUCAGACCACCAUAAACAAAAUGCGCACCACUCCGAUCCACGUUAAACUGGCAAGCUGUGGGAGCAGACACUGGGCAGUCAGCCUGCUGGCACUUUUCACCCAUUGCAAUAAUAGAGAGUGGUUGCACUUAAUUUGGUCCUUUUUUAAAAUUUGAAUUCUAUAUCAUCCAAGCAGAAAAUACAAAGAGACAGAGCAGGGAGCGGUAACUGAUCUGAAUUCUGGUCUUUGGCUGCUCCCCUCGCAGUUAAAUCCACCUGACAUCCAAUCUGUAUCCCUCCCCUAUUUGGCUUCAGUCGAUCGCUGGCAUAACCUUUUUUUCUUUUCCAAAGGAGAGUGUGUAGCAGGGAGGGAGAAAGAGGGAGAGCAUUGAAGCAGCUUUUCUGACCAUCUGGACACUUGGAUGGCUUACUGGAUGAAACGCAAGCUGAUAAUGACUCAAGCUAAGUGGAGUGUGUGUCCGCGUCUAUACCAACACACACACACAGAGCCCAACCUUCUCGAAGUUCUCUUUUUAACAAGAUUGUCUUUACGAGUGAGUCAGCUAUUGGUGUGUUUGCCUAGAGCAGGAUUCCUCGCUCUGUGAAAUCCCACUCAGUGCUGUUCUGUUGGUUUACUGCCAUACUCUCCACCCUCUUUCCUGUCGUCUUUUCUCAAAACAAGUUAAAAGCUGUAUUUUGUUAUAUAAAUGUAUAAUAAAAGUGUCUGUACAUAGCCA
Molecule: messenger RNA, 3351 nt
Organism: Plectropomus leopardus (leopard coralgrouper)
Lineage: Eukaryota; Metazoa; Chordata; Actinopteri; Perciformes; Serranidae
Gene: slc4a1ap
Product: solute carrier family 4 member 1 adaptor protein
Molecular function (GO): protein binding
Source: RefSeq, a predicted model, not a curated record